This is a messenger RNA of Stegastes partitus (bicolor damselfish), 1513 nucleotides long. RefSeq names its product sodium channel, voltage-gated, type I, beta a (gene scn1ba). Gene Ontology annotation, biological process: sodium ion transport; regulation of sodium ion transmembrane transporter activity; regulation of heart rate by cardiac conduction. Gene Ontology annotation, molecular function: transmembrane transporter binding; sodium channel inhibitor activity. The record is from RefSeq and is a predicted model, not a curated record. Gene Ontology annotation, cellular component: voltage-gated sodium channel complex. The transcript has 5 exons. The coding region runs from base 103 to 624 and encodes 173 amino acids. Lineage: Eukaryota; Metazoa; Chordata; Actinopteri; Pomacentridae.
GACUCUGUAGCAUCUUUGUGCCAUGGAGCCUGCGUGGAGGUGGACUCGGACACGGAGGCCGUGGCCAACGAAGGCUUCAAGCUGGGCUGCAUCUCCUGUAAGAUGAGAGGCGAAGUUCCCGCCACGGCCUCCGUCAAAUGGUACUUCAAGGCUUCAGAUGAGACCGAAUUUUCAGAAUUAUACAUCUAUGAGAACAAAUAUGGCGACAUCAUUGACCCGCGUUUCCACGAGCGUCUGGACUGGAACGGCAGCAAGAAAACCACGGACCUGCAGGACGGCUCCAUCUUCAUCCUCAACGUGACCUACAACGACACAGGAACCUACCGCUGCGUAUUCAACCGGGUCCUCUCGUACGUCAACUACGAGUUUGAAACCAAAACCAACAAGACCAUCGUCAUGAACGUGGUGCCACGACUCACCAGGGGGAUGGCGUCCAUCUUGUCGGAGGUCAUGAUGUAUGUCUCCAUCAUUGGGCUGCAGUUAUGGCUGGUUGUUGAGAUGAUCUACUGCUACAGGAAGAUUUCGGCAGCCGGUGAAGAAGCUCUGAGAGAGAGCGCGGCCGAGUAUUUAGCUAUAGCAUCGGAAAGUAAAGAUAAUUGUGCAGGUGUACAAGUGGCAGAAUAGCACUGGUCAAGGAAGAAUUCAAGGCGGCUUCCUUGAGGAGUUCCACUUUAGCGCCCUCGUCCUCCUCUCACCUCCCGCCAUCCUCUCCAUGAGAUGGAAACAUGAAGCCCAGAGAGGAGAAAGAUGUUUCUGUUCAGGAUGUAGAGGACUGAGCUGCAGCUCGCUGUGAGCAGCAGGACAGAUGAAUCAGGUUAAACAGGACGCGGGGGGAGAGUUGGACUGUAUAUAGCUGUAUAAGUCUGCACAGAUAAUCUUUGAACAUAUGUAGAGUAUAUUCGAGGCCCAUGCUGUAUAUUCACUAUUUGCAUGCUAAACACAACACGCUUCUGUCAUGUUUUUGUCAUGUGUCAUUACACACCAUACACUGGCAUCAAAAGUCAUGUGUUCCCUCUGCAGGUUUGGUGCAAAUUCAAACCGUUUUCAUAAUUAAAAGAUCAGCACUAACAGACCAACAUUCACUGCUUAUUUCUUGCUGUAAUGGGACGCACAAACCUGUAGAGGAAACACAGCGACUGAGAUUCUCACUCUGAUAUUUAAUGUUUCAUCAUGAUCUGCUUUAAUGCCAAAAAAAAAUCAGUAUUUUUUUUUCUGCAGAAUGUCAUUAAACGCAGCGUGAAAGAGGUUCAUGGCAUACAGUGAGAAGAAAAACAAACUAAAUUUCAGGUUCGUCACGCAGAAUGUGCAGCUUCCAAACAUCACCCACUUCCUGAUGAAGCAGCCACAUGUGCACAAUCAGAGCAGAUUUUAAUGUAGUAUCGUUAAAGUUUCUGAAUUCACUCAUAUCAUCAGAUCAACGGGACACUUCACACAACUAUUGAGCUCGCUGGAGGAUUUUAUCAGCGCUCAGAUAACCCUCUGAACCACAAAAGGCAUGUUACUCUAAAAAAAA